AUGCAUGUCAAGUCUGAUUCUCAAGGCUCCUCGCUCGGAUUUGUCACUGCUGUCCGCUCGGCGACCGCAACCAUCGCGAGCGCAAGUAUUGCCACGAUCUCUCGCCGUGCAACCGUAUGGCGCCGUGGCCAGCAACGGAGUAGCGUUAUAUCGGACCGUGGCCAACGUCAGUCGGUGGACAGCACUCGCUCAUUCGUAGAUGAAGCGGCCAAGAAGAGAUCUUUGAAGAGGAGGCAAACAGUCGAGGAACUGAUCAGGACGGAAGAGGAAUAUUAUGCAGAUAUCAAAGCACUAUCCAACGCAUAUUUCACGUUUUUGGGCGAUCAUCAUGCCACCAGCACCUACGCGAGACGAUCCGUGCAGUCCACCAUGACAGACAUGCUGAGGCUGCACGACGACAUUCUUGGAGAUCUACAUCGCGUCGUACCCUUCUCGGAAUACGAUCAGGUGACAGCUAAAAUACAGAACAUGCCGAGAAGCCAUGCGCGAUGGCACAGUGUCGACAUCGUACCGACAAGAGCCACUCCAAGUCGUGCCGUGCUCUCGGCCAUCAGGCAAGGGCGGCGCUCGUUGAACAUCAGCCGAUCGGAAGACGAAGAUCAAGCGAUGCUGCGAUGCACACCGAAAACAGUGGCUGCAGUCACUGAAGUAUUUGCUGCAUACGUCGACCGUUUUACAUCGUACGAGCAGUACCAGUCGAAUUACGAUCUGGUCCAGCGGGACAUCGAUGGGACACAGCGCAAUAUCGCAAGCUGGCCUGAGUACGACAAGGGCAUCGAGAACCUGUCAGCGCAUAUCAAUCCGGUCCGAAGUCGGGAGGCCAACCGCAAGAAGGCGUCGACAGUGAAAGAUCUAUUGAUCAAGCGGUUACCAAGAUAUGCACUCCUUUUCGAGCAGCUCGCCAACUACACUCCUGUAUGCGACGAUCCAAUCGCGCAUGCUGCUCUGGAAGAUUUCAUCACGCAGCUCAACAGAGUCUGCCACCGUAUGAACGAAGCGAGGCGAAGCCCUGCACAGGUCAGGUCGGUCGAGGCUACAUGGCUGAUCGGAGAUCGCUUGACUUUCUCCAGUCAGAUUUCGAAGUCUGCGUUCUUGCAAAUGCUUGGGCAUGUGACCCUAUGCGGCUGUCUACACGUAGCGUAUCGCGGCAAGGAUCGGAUCAAAGGCUGCUAUGUCAUUACCAUCCUGUUCGAGUCGACACUGCUUUUAGCAAUCGCAGAUGACGAACAUCCAAAGUACGACACACUGCUCGGAAUCACUCUGGCAAAUGCUACCAUCGAAGAGACCGACAACCAGAAAGGCUUGCAAUGCCACACUGCUCCUCACUCUUGGAAGCUCGUUUUCGAGCACAACGCUCGUAUGUACGAGGUGAUCCUGACUGCAUGUACAGCACAGGAGGCCGAGACAUGGCGCUCGAAUAUCGCCAACAAUAUCGAGUCGCAUGCGGAAGCCGUGGCUCAACGGCAGGCGAACGUCUUCCCAAUCCAUUCACCAAUGGUCUCGGAUAUGCGAAGCAUAGGCAAGGCAUUCGGAAAGCCAGGCAGCUUUGUCCGACGGAUGUCUGUCCACCGUACAGCGACUGUGGGACCCACGACCGAUCUGAACCAGGUCAUCAUCAAGAAUACGCAGUCUGCAAAGGAGUUCCACGACAACGACUCUCAGACAUCCAUGCAGAUACCUCGAUCGCAGUCGGUACAGACCCCGAGCCACGUACAGACUCUAGCACCACGGCGUGCUGACAGGCACCGAUUGGAGGCCAUAUUGGCAGACGUCUGGACAAAGGAUCUGCUGCCAUGGCCUGGCAUGUCUCGCCGAUCAGAUCCAAUUCGUGCCGGCGCGAACCAUGUUAUUCGGAAGUUCAGUAUGGCCAGUAUCACUAGCAACUUCUCGUCGUCGAAGCGCACGCCAAGCUAUACAAGCAUAGCCUCCUCCCGCAAGGAAGAUGUUGCACCCGUGCCAGCGAGGAAUAUGCGGCGAGACAGUCGCUGCAGCUACACCUCUAAACAGCCGAUUGUGAACUUCCACAAUGCUCCGGACGCCUUCCUACCUGCUGAUUUCGAGCUUCAAGACCCAAAACGGAAGAAGAACGGACUGCGAACUUUCACCUUGACAAUGGAACGACCCUUCAGUCCGUUGAUGAGCACAGAGAACAAGCCGUCCAGUCUCCGCAGGGCGCACAGUGUGCGAGAUGGUAUCGAGGGCAUAGUGCCAACAAGCAAGCCAGUGGUACCGCCGCCCGAUCAAGGGGAGAUGUCGAAGAACGCGGGAAGCAUCAAAGAGCCAACGCCGUCGAUUUACAGUGUCGCCCAAGAGCGAUCACGAACGCCAGCCUCUCUACAAGUCAGGUCUGACUCCGCGGCCAAGGAUCAUGGUCCUUCGAAACCACCACGGAAGUCGAAGAGCAGGAUGCUGUUGCGGUUCUUUGGAGAGAAGUAA
This is a messenger RNA of Fulvia fulva, 2436 nucleotides long. RefSeq lists its product as uncharacterized. Gene Ontology annotation, biological process: regulation of GTPase activity. Gene Ontology annotation, cellular component: cytoplasm. The record is from RefSeq and is a predicted model, not a curated record. Gene Ontology annotation, molecular function: guanyl-nucleotide exchange factor activity. The transcript has 4 exons. The coding region runs from base 1 to 2436 and encodes 811 amino acids. Lineage: Eukaryota; Fungi; Ascomycota; Dothideomycetes; Mycosphaerellales; Mycosphaerellaceae.